AUGGAGGUGGAAGCAACAGGCCCGCGCCGCGCGCAGCAGCAACCAUGCAAGAACGGCAGCGCCAAGCAGCUCCCCAGAGACGCCGCUAAACCGCUCCGCCUCAACCCCCUCCUCGUCAUCAACUUCCUCCUCAUGGUCGUCGGCUCGGCGUUCGGCCCGCUCCUCCUCCGCGCCUACUUCCUCCACGGCGGGACCCGUAAGUGGCUCUCCAGCCUGCUCCAGACCGCCGGGUGGCCGCUCCUGCUCGCGCCGCUCAGCGCCUCCUUCCUCUCCCGUCGCCGGAGUCACAAAGACCGCGGCUCUGUCGCGCCGCUCUUCCUCAUGUCGCCCCGCCUCCUGGCCGCGACCGUCGCCGUCGGCUUCAUGACCGGCCUCGACGACCUCCUCUACGCCUACGGGCUGGCCUACCUCCCGGUGUCCACCUCCUCCAUCCUCAUCUCCACGCAGCUGGCCUUCACGGCCGCCUUCGCGCUGCUGCUCGUGCGCCAGCGGUUCACGGCCUUCUCCGUGAACGCCGUGGUGCUGCUCAGCGUCGGCGCCGCCAUGCUGGGGAUGAACGCCGGAGGUGACCGCCCCGCGGGGGUGACGCGGGCGCAGUACUCCGCCGGGUUCGGCAUGACGCUGGGCGCCGCGGCGCUCUACGGCCUCAUGCUGCCCGUCAUGGAGCUCAGCCAAGCGAAGCACGCGGCGAGGACCGGCGCGGCCGUCACGUACACCCUCGUCAUGGAGAUGCAGAUCGUCAUCGGGUUCACCGCCACGGCCUUCAGUGCGGUCGGGAUGCUUGUGAACAACGAUUUCCACGCUAUCCCAAGAGAAGCCCGGGAGUUCGGGCUCGGCCAGAUUGGCUACUACCUACUGCUGGCCGCCUCGGCCAUUGUGUACCAGUUCUUCUUCCUCGGCACCAUUGGUGCCAUCUUCUAUGGCUCAGCGCUGCUCGCCGGUGUCAUCAUGACCGUGCUCAUCCCAGUGACUGAGGUGCUUGCUGUCCUAUUCUUCCAUGAGCCAUUCAACGGUACCAAAGGUGUCGCCCUCGCGCUAUCCCUCUGGGGCUUCGUCUCCUACUUAUAUGGAGAGAUCCGAGCCAAGGCGCAACACUCUGACAAACCAUUGAAUACGGAGCAUUUGGACCCUUAGAUGAUCAUACAUGCAUGUAUUCAAUAUGAUAUUCCUAUAUUGAACUACGAAUUACUUUGUUGCCAAAAAACUGAUAUCUGGUAAAAUAUUAUUGUAUAGGCCUAUAUGUUUGCUUGAUGUGAUUUCUAAAUGGAUCACUAAGGUAGUAAAUAAUAGAACUAUUAGUCCGGCACAUAAAGUGGUUGCUCCAGUUCAAACGACCUUUAUUAAAGGCA
Messenger RNA from Triticum dicoccoides, 1349 nucleotides. Its product is annotated as purine permease 3-like. The record is from RefSeq and is a predicted model, not a curated record. The transcript has 2 exons. Gene Ontology annotation, cellular component: membrane. Bases 1 to 1134 code for a protein of 377 amino acids. NCBI's taxonomy places the organism in Eukaryota, Viridiplantae, Streptophyta, Magnoliopsida, Poales, Poaceae. Gene Ontology annotation, molecular function: purine nucleoside transmembrane transporter activity.